Messenger RNA from Suhomyces tanzawaensis NRRL Y-17324, 2879 nucleotides. It is a transcript of the gene COG4, whose product is annotated as Golgi transport complex subunit. The transcript has a single exon. The record is from RefSeq and is a predicted model, not a curated record. Bases 1 to 2706 code for a protein of 901 amino acids. Lineage: Eukaryota; Fungi; Ascomycota; Pichiomycetes; Serinales; Debaryomycetaceae.
AUGCCUGAGAUUUCCUACCGGUCCAAUGGAGCCGUCUCCUCUGGCGACGUCCAGGCACGAGACACGCUUGGGCUGAUCCAGGAAAAGUUCGUGGCGUGCACCACCCCCAAAGAACUCCAGUUGUUGAUCGAAGAAAUAGAUCGGGAAACCGCCAAAAUAGACCAUGACAUGAGACAGUACAAGGCAUUGAAGCUGAAGAAACACGAACAGGAAAUCUCCAGUCUUGAGUUCAAGCGUGCCACCAAGUUGGUGUCCACCAUCUCCAAUUCCAACGAGUUGAACCGGAUCUUCGAGACAGCCAAUACCCUUGGCCAUUCGUUGACGUUGAAGAUCAAAUCGUUGGAUCAGGAAAUCGAAAGCGUGGAAAAGACGCUCGAGUUUGUCCAGAACAUCCAGGAGUUGAAAACGAACAUCAACAAGGCCCACUACGCCUUGGAACAUGGAAACUUGGAGGUCACAGCCCAAUGUAUCCACAACGUGAAUUCCAAACUCUCCAAGGAGUUGAUCAAUGGCAAAUUUGCGUCGCUGGUGAUUCCAUCCACAGAGAUUCCCGAUCUUCCUGAGGCCAUUUUGGACAAGUGGUCCCGGGACUUAACUAGGGUGUUUGUGCAAAGAUUCAACGAGGCUUCCACUGCCAGAAACGUCGAGGAACUCACCAAAUACUUCCAGUUGUUUCCCUUGAUUAACCAAGAAGAAACAGGCUUGAACUGCUAUUCCAGAUUCAUUUGUGAUAUCAUCUCAAAUACCCUGAAGACUCUCGUUGGCUCAACAUCAGCAAUCAGUGCAAGCGACCUCAAACCAGGCGUGUUUUCCAAUAUUGCCAUUCUGUUGUUCGAAAGCAUUUCCAACAUGCUUUCCCAGCACGAAACUUUGAUCAAAAGAUACUACCUGAGUAGCUUUCCUGAAGCCAUGGCCUAUGUGAUCAAAAAAAUACAAAAUGAGGUCGAUAGCCAGAUUGGGGUAAUCAGCGAUACCUUCUACGAUCUCAGACGGAUCGACAAAUUAUUCCAAGAUAUUGAAUUGUACACCUUUCCAUUUUUAACCAGAAGAACAGAAGAGCAAGGACACGAGCAGCCCCUCGAACAAGCUGAUCGUGUCCAGGAGGAGGAUGUUAUAUCCAUUGUUCAGGUGGGAGACUUGAUCAACGAGAUUGCAGUGAUAUUCCACCACUGGUCCUUAUACUCCAAGUUUAUUAGUGUAAGGUAUCUCCAGGAACCAAAGGAAAAACCAGGCGUCUUACGCCAACGUCAAAAGUCCAUAAGCUCAAAAUCUCCUUCUUCUUCUACCUCAGUCCUCACAACCAAUUCCCAAGAGCUGAAACCUUCGGACGAUGAACUUAAAUUACCACAGCUCAUUGUGGAUUCCAACUUUACCAAAAAGAUCAACCAAAAGCUCUUGCCUGCUUUCGAGACGUUAUACAUCUUCUACUUCCGGAGAUCUUUGGAAAAGUCUAUCAUGAUUGAAGAAUUACCUUCUCUUGACGCAUAUUUGCAGAUCAACCAGUCCAAUUCCAAUCCAUUGUACAUUUCUCCAGACGACCAUUCACCUUGCUCGUCGGUUAUAGAGGAUAUUACCUUAAUUCUUAACACCACUAUCAGGAAUUCCAUCCAAACUUCCAUUCUUUCUACAGUCAAGACGUAUGUUCAGGAAACACGCCGGAUCCUACAGAAUGACUUAAUCAAUGGGUAUUUCAUUAGAAACUUAAACCAGAACCAACCCAGAUACAACCAAACAUUAUCGUUCGUCUCACCAGAAAGCAAUAAUAAUACCGCAACUCCCACUCCAAGGAGUGGCACUCCUGAAGUGAAUGGAGGCAUGAGUUUCUUCAAAGGGGCUUCAAGUGCCUUGGGAAACGUUGUGGGAACAUCCACUUCAACCAUCUCAUCGUCCAUAGGAGGACUUCGGACUGGAGCAAAUAACCCCAAGUUGCUCAGUUUUAUCAUUCAUUUGAACACUGUUUCUGUUGGUCAAACCUAUUUUACCAAGAUUAUCAACAAUAUCCUUAAAUCUCCCAACUACAUUUCUUCUUCCUUCCCGUACAACGGAGAUGCCAAUAAGGUUGAAUUGUGGUUGACAAAUGACUUUUUGAAUCCGUUUAUCAGCAACACGAACAAGAUCAUCAACGACAGUUUGAUUAAUCUUUACAAUCAAUCGUUAAAAAAUAGAAUCAUCGCCAUGAUCAACGAGAUGAUUCCAGAUGUUCAGGAAACAUAUAUAGUCCACUCCAACGAAGGCGGCAAUGACGAUAGGUUAAUCAGAUUCGGCAACAAUUGGCAGUCAUUAAUCAAGCCCUACAAGCAUACAUUGGACGAAUCCGUCUUCAAUAAGUUACUUAGAUUGUUGGUGAUUAACUUGGUUAACCUAUUGGAGAAAAAGUUACACUCUGUGCUUAAAAAAUCUCGAAUUAACGAGUUGGGUUCAGUAAGGUUAGAGAAGGAUAUCUCCUUCUUCAUCAAUGAAGUCUGUGAAGAUAACUAUCAACUCAGGGAGAAAUUCGUCAGGGUUACCCAAUUAGUGUUGUUGGUCGAUAUGGAUGACGAGGAGUACGAGGAAAGCACCAAGCAUGCCAACCAGGCCGGACAUAGAAAAGGCGAAGAUGGAGAAGAGGAAGACGAUGUAAAUGCCGAAGAUGAGGACGAGUUCUUAGGUAUUAAUUGGGUGUUGACUCCACAGGAAAGAUCACAGAUCAGAAGUUACAGAGUAUGAAAAAAUGAACUAGGUUCAAUUAGAGCAGGGAUUUUGCUACAGGGAAGAUGAACUGACUUAGGGUAGAAGUGAUUCAUGGAGAUGCCAGAAGGUGUUAUACAUCGAAUUGGAAGCUACAUGUACUUUUCGCAGAAUUAGAAAUGGAAUUCGGAGAAGUAUCGCAUUAAAUCCCA